Messenger RNA from Geodia barretti, 3112 nucleotides. Lineage: Eukaryota; Metazoa; Porifera; Demospongiae; Tetractinellida; Geodiidae. The record is from the annotation of a GenBank genome assembly.
GUAUUGUCUAAAAACAUGGCUGAAGAGUUUCUCCGCGACCAUCCAGGGCUGAGGCCCUUCGUUCUCUCCGACGUCCAGCUCACUGGAACCAGAAUCGGCGGCGGAGCCUACGGCAAAGUGGAGGAGGUGGUCGUUCCUGUGGGCGCCGCCGCCAAAACAAUCUACCCCAUCUUGCAAGAAGGGGAUGCAACGACCGCCGGACUGCCUAAGGCAGCGACCCAGUUCGUGAGGGAAUGCCAGCUUAUGAGCACCCUCCGCCACCCGAACAUCGUCCAGUUUCUGGGCGUCGCUUUCUUUCCCGGCUCGCGACUGCCAGCCCUCGUCAUGGAGCGACUGCUGACGAGUCUUCACGACUUGCUGGCUCCGGACCCGUCCCCUCCGUCCGGCGCCGUCACACCGCUAUCUUUCUUCUCCAUGGCUCUCAAGUGCUCCGUACUACACAACGUAGCCUGUGGCCUAGCCUACCUCCACGAGCGAUCAUCGCCCGUCAUCCACCGCGACUUGUCGGCCAGAAACGUUCUCCUGGACUCGGAGAUGGUGGCCAAGAUAGCGGACCUGGGCGUGGCUCGUAUCGUUCCUCAUGUCAGAGCUGCAGCUACCAUGACAAAGGGGCCUGGGGCCUCAGUCUACAUGCCUCCAGAGGCUUUUGCACCAUCUCGAUCUAAUAUAGAAAAGUCAAAAUACGAUGCCAGCAUCGAUGUAUUCUCGCUUGGAGUUGUCACCAUUUUCGCAAUCGGUGAAGUCUUCCCCUGUGAUCCUCUAGAGCACAACUACUUUGACGAAAAGAGUGGAGUGCUGUUAGGUCGCACUGAACUACAGCGACGCAGCCAUUACAUGCGAAACGUAAACGAGCAACUCCGUGCCUGUGGCCAGCUCCGUGGGGACCACCCUCUCAUUCGGCUGAUCCAGCAAUGCCUGCACAAUCUCCCAGCCAAGAGGCCAGGUAUUGGUGAGGUGCUUCGUCUGUUGGACGAGGCCAUAGCUGGUUUUAGAGAUGAAGGGAGUGAGAGGAACAAACGUGAACUGGUACGAGCUCUUCAGACCCAGCCCAGGAACCAGAAUUUGGAGCGUGUUCUCCGAGACCUGGUGACAGAGAAUGCUCAUCUCCAGUCCCGUGUGCAGGCCAAAGACAGGGAGCUCACAGACAGGGACAGGGAGAUUGCUUGGAAGGAUGAGGAAAGUGAGAGGGAGAAGCAGACACUCAGACAAGAGCUGACAAGGAAGGAGGCAGAGGUGACGAGGGCAGAGGAGACUAUCAGGAGAGAGCAGCAGCAGAUUCAGGAGAUGAGACAGAGAGAGACUGAGUUAGUGCAGGCCAAGGACAGGGAGAUAGCUCUGCUUCAGCAGCAACUGGGGGAAAAGAAUUUGGAGCGUGUUCUCCGAGACCUGGUGACAGACAAGGACAGGGAGCUAGCUGAAACACUUCAGCAACUGCGAGAGAAGGAAAGGGAGAAGCAGUCUGUCGAGGCUGACCUAAAUGAGGCUCAGCGGCAUUUGAGACAGAAGGAAGAUCAGCUUCAAACAAGUGAAAGGGAGAAACAGAGAGUCCAACAGCUGUUGACAAGAAAGGAAGAAGAGCUGACGAGAAAGGAAGCAGAGGUGACGAGGGCAGAGGAGACUAUCAGGAGAGAGCAGCAGCAGAUUCAGGAGAUGAGACAGAGAGAUACUGAGUUGGUGCAGGCCAAGGACAGGGAGAUAGCUCUGCUUCAGCAGCAACUGGGGGAAAAGCGUCCUACACAUGUCAGGUCAGUGGACCUGGUCUAACAUCAGCCACAGUCAACCAACUAACACACGUCCUAGUCCAACUAACUGACUCUAGUGGUAGACCACACUCACUUCCACUGAAUGUCACCGCACAACUUGAGCUCAUUUCAAAAGCCACACCCACAACAAGAUGGCCUUGGUCCAAAAAACAAGAAACACGCAAUGAAUCACGUGUAUCAGUAGUUGCCAUGACGUCUCCCUCCCAAUACAAGGUGUCGUACACACCAGUCAGUCGAGGCCAACACAAACUCCAUGUUCAAGUCAACGACAGAGAAAUCAAUGGCAGCCCCUUCACUGUGACCGUGUACCCUGACCCCAGACAACUAGGCCACCCAGUGAGGACUGUGACUGGAUUGAACUCUCCAUAUGGCAUUGCCUUCAACAGUCAUCAGGAGAUGAUUGUCAGUGAAUAUUUGGGUCAUAGAGUGUCUAUCUUUGACAUCAGAGGACAGAAAAUUCGAACAUUUGGAUCAGGUGGUGACAGUCCAGAUCAGAUGAAAUACCCUGCAGGCAUAGCAACUGAUGAUACUGACAAUAUUUAUGUGAGCAGUAACCACAAGCUGCAGAAGUUCACUGGCAGGGGUGAACUGAUCAAAUGUAUUGGUCUGAGGGGCAGAAAGGAGGGGGAGUUUGAUGAUCCACGUGGAGUGACACUGUAUGACAAUCAAGUGUAUGUGUGUGAUGGCAAUAACCAUCGCAUUCAGGUGUUUGACCCCGACUUGAACUUUGUCCGAUCCAUCGGCUCAUGUGGCAAAGGAAGAGGUGAAUUCGAUGCACCAUAUGAUGUCAAAUUUGACACUGCCGGGAACAUGUAUGUAGCUGAGUUUGGUAAUGGGAGAGUGCAAGUAAUGGACACCAGUGGCCAAUUCAUACGAGUAUUUCGUCAGGAAGGAGAGCGAAAAGAUUGUUGGCCAUCAAGUCUUCAUAUUGUUGACAAGUAUGUGUAUGUGUCUGAUUUCAAUGGUGAUUGUAUUGUAGUGUAUGAGACCUCAGGUCAGUUUGUCACCUCAUUUGGAAGGUAUGGUAAGGAAGAGGGAGAGUUUCGUGAUCCAUUCUGUAUCACCUCUUGUGUUGAUGGUUUUAUACAUGUAUGUGACUUUGUUAACAAAAGAGUUCGAUAUUAAACACCCAAUGCUACUGUAUUGUCUGAACAAAGACAUUUUGCUACAAUAUUACUGUUUGUCUUACUACUGUUGCUCUCCCUUUAACACAAUUUCUAGAUAAAACCACAAUUCCUUAUUAUAUCAUGUUUCAUGUUAUGUAUGCACUAUCGUCUAGUAGCAUAUAAUAAGCAUUGUUAAUUGUAUUUCAUGUUGUAACUAUAAUUAUUCUCUAUCAACACGCUCAU